Messenger RNA from Porites evermanni, 3342 nucleotides. Lineage: Eukaryota; Metazoa; Cnidaria; Anthozoa; Scleractinia; Poritidae. The record is from the annotation of a GenBank genome assembly.
AUGAAACUGUUUUCUGUUCUGCCAAUGUUUCUUUUGAUGCUCUCCGUUUCAGGUAAUCCGGAUUGACAGCGUUUUAAAAAAGUCGGAUGAAUAGUGAUAGAAGACUGCUCACAAAAGGAAAAUCUUGAUCCACGUUUUCCAGCGGAUUAGAUUCUGGCCUAAAAAAUACGUCGCAGUGGCGAGCGAAACUGCCUAACUUUUGUUUAGCAGUAGCUAUUACCCGAAGUUUUAAACUAGCUAGAGGAAGAGUACCGCUAGCUACGAAAUCAGCCGUCAGCUCCCGGAACUCGAGGAAACCAAGUGGAUAUGAUACAAGUGGUCAAUUUAAAGUGAAUUUUCUUCUGUAAUAUAAUGGGAUUACAGCGAUUGAAAUCGAUACAAAACUAGGCUAAAACGUGAACUGAUUUUAAAGUCUUCAUCUUUUUGUCACCACCAAGAUAUAAUAUAUAGAUUUAGCCAGGGCUAAAAACGAGGCUCCCAUUAGUAAAUUUAUAAUUUAAAUUAAACAAUAAACUUGUAUUCGAAUUCCACAGUUCAGUUAACUUUAGAGCACAUUUAUGUGACUUUUGAGGGAAAGGCUACCUGAUUUUAGAGAAAAAUAAUUUGCAAACAGCCCAAGAGUGAACCAAAUCUUACAUCGAGUUGAUAGCCUCAUAUGUACACCCAAAAACUGGUAAUCAUCUUCGAUCACAUUUAAGAGCCAUAAUGGCUAUUGAUCACCGUAGAUUAAUCAGGCCUGGAAAAAAAAAUCAGGCCAACUUUUUUGCGUUCGACAAGUUUACUUUGCAAAAUCUUGUCAACAAAUCUGGGUGCGUGUAAACCAACCUUUUAUACCAUUUAUACAUCACAUCUGAGGUGAAACAGUAGUAUGAGGCACUGUUUUUAUCAUACCGGCAGACCUCGGACAGAAAGCAGUAUUUCACAAUACAAAUUGCACUCAUUCAAUAUUCAUAAACUGUUAAAAAAAUUUCCAAAAUCACCUAUACGGCCAUCCGGUUCUCACUUUUGUAGUGCGAGCUGUGGCGAGUGUUUGAAUGAACAUUAACAGAGUUACGCUCCAACAUUAUAAAGAAUUUAUUCUGUUUAUUUUUUAUUUAAUGGUUUAUUAACGCGCGGCAUUUUGAGUACUCCUGCAAGCGAUGUUCACUGAACGACUGAAAACAAUCGGCACAGCGAUUAAAAUUACAAGAGAGACUACUAACAAUCAAUAAAAGAAAUAUAAUUCGGUGAAACAUAUACAGAAACAACAAUUUUCAUUCAGGAAGACAAGUAUUAAAGUAUCCCUAAAAAUCCUGAGUCUUCAAGCUUCAAGCUUAAGUUUAUGUUUUAAGCCGGCUUCCCGGUGUUUGCUUUUUUCAAAGACGAACUCGAGGCAAGAAAAUCGCUCAAAGCUUUCUUUUCCGGCCAGAAUUAUAACUAAAUAUUCUUUGGAACGUUUUCUUUCUAUUUGCGGUGAGAAACUGUCUAAAGGCUUUUUAAAGUUCUGUAAGCUUAUAUCAAACCUGAUACUCGGUCAGAUCAUUGUCUCAAAUCUUACAAACGUGCAUAAACUAAAUGACCGCAUAAACUCCGCUCGACUUCAUUAAAUUAGAUCCAAAAAAACAAACAUCAAAUACAAUAAUUUCUCUGGCUUACCAUUCGAGAUGCAGCUCCUGAAAGGUAUCAAGAAAAGCCAGUAUCGCUUCAGACUUUGCAAUCCUCUUACGCAUCAAGCAAGGUGAAAACGAAAACGAUGCCAUCCGAAAUCGGAUUUCCGACUUUGACAAGCGACGUAUUUCUCAACCAAAAACCCAAUAAACAAACUAGCCAUGAAUAACAGAAGACUCCAAAUAGCAGCUGAAUUUCAUUUUGUACAUCCAGUGGAAAAAGACAGUUAAAAACAUCACAAGUUGACACAAAACUCCUGUCAGCUUCAGCUGUCAAAGUAAACAAGAUUCAAGGUGCUGCAUAAAUUUUCCGCAUGAACUCACCUGUCAAAUUUUGACCAAAUAAAAAUCGGACGUAGAGCGUGACCAACGCGUGACCAUGGUGGGAAAAGUCAAAAGCAACUGUCUUCCCUGCCUAUAACAGCUGGCUGAAUUUUCGCGUCCGAGGUCAGUUUGCAAUCAAAAUUUUUAAUUGUGCAGCACAUAAACACAACAUAUUUCAUAUGAAUUUAGAAAAAAAUUGCAGUUGAGCCUGCGAUCACUUGAAAACUAGUUUACUUGUCAGCGGAUAACUUCAAAAAAUACUUGACCUCGAUGGGUCGACACCUGAGCCCGCGAUACGGUCAAGUGAUACUGGUCAGCGGGUACCCUGUUUUGACAGCUGCCAAUUGAUCAAAACAUUGAUGUCCAAAAAGGGUGUGCAUUCAUUAUCAGUUUUCCUGUGCUUCCAAACUAGUAAAAGUACGAACGUUGUUUGCGAUUAGUAGUAAAACAAUUAACUGGUCAGCGGACAGCUUCCAAAUAAAUCACGUUACCUCGAUGAGAUGACACAUGAGCCCGCAAUAUGGUCAUGGGAUACUGGUCAGUGGCUAUCCUGUUUUGACAGCUGUCAAUUGACCAUAUUGUUAAUGUCCUAUAUUAAAGAUGUGGACUUGCCAAGACACGUCUGAUACACCCCUCCCUUCCUUUUGAUAGUCUCCCCUACCCCACCCGUACAAUCUGUAGACGCGUACGUACGCUCGGUCAAUCACGCGACAGCCAAACGAAAAGAGGUUGACCAUAUUCCAUGAGUAUGGGGCUCUGUCCCACGCGCGCUUCGCGCGCGUGGGGGAGCCCCGCUAAAAAAGUAGCAAAGCUUCCAGCUCGAUUCCAAUGUACUUUCGUUGUAGCCAUUUCACAACCGUGUAGGAAAUCGAGUCUAACGUUUUUCUAGUCUUGUGUUCCUCACUGUAAGGAGAGAAGUCGAAUCAUUUCUUGUUUAUUUCUAGGUCAUUGCCCUGGAAGUUGGAAGCAGUUCAAAAGCUAUUGUUACAUCGUGAGCAGCCACAUCACGACUUGGCACCAGGCCCAAUCGUACUGCAAAAGGUGGGGAGGAGAACUGGUGAAGAUCAACAGCUUUAAUGAAAACGAGUUUGUACUGAAGCUGGUUCACAGCCGUGCGCCAUCGCUGAAACAAAUUUGGAUCGGACUCAAGUGGAAUCCAAGCGUCAACAAUUUCAUUUGGUCUGACAACUCAGUUCCAUCCUACACGUUCUGGGCUCCGGGUGAACCGAAUGGAAAGUCCAGGGAGCCAUGCAGCAACAUGUGGAUUCGGCGAACCCACCUGCCUUACCAUGCUUCUGGUUACUGGAAUGACCGCGUCUGUGGGAUUGUUUCAGGAUAUCCUUGUGGAUUUGUCUGUAAGAAGCUGGCAUAG